Messenger RNA from Dermacentor silvarum, 1620 nucleotides. Its product is annotated as ornithine decarboxylase. Lineage: Eukaryota; Metazoa; Arthropoda; Arachnida; Ixodida; Ixodidae. Gene Ontology annotation, cellular component: cytoplasm. The transcript has 10 exons. Bases 289 to 1620 code for a protein of 443 amino acids. Gene Ontology annotation, molecular function: ornithine decarboxylase activity. The record is from RefSeq and is a predicted model, not a curated record.
CGGUAUACAACGAGUCAUUGAUUGCAUACAAAGCCAUCCGCUGCAAUUAUUAGUCAUUAAGACAUGGUCGCAAUGGCAAUACGCCUAACUGGGUGGCCUCGCUAGUUGCCAGCAGUGACCACGCAUCAGUAAGGCUAAUCGCUAGCGUAUCUGCUAAGGCGAUUAGCUGUAGUAAAAGAUUCGCGUCUUUUAUUCUAUACUUUCUUAAGCAAUGGUGCCAAGCAUUGCGUGUGUUGUGCAUAACGCUGCUCAUAUGAGUGAUGGUCUAUACUCCAUACAGGGCAAGCUAUGUCUAACACGUCAUACACCAACAUCUACGUCGACGACAGCGUGAUCAACGUUGCUAGGGACGUCAUCCAGCAACAGGUUACCGGCGAUGCCUUCUUCGUCUGUGAUGUGAGGGAUCUGGAGUACAAAGUGAACUUAUGGAGAAGCGAAAUGCCAAAUGUGACGCCUUUCUUUGCCGUCAAGUGCUGCACAGACCUGGUAGUUCUGCGUACGCUCAGCUCUCUGGGAGUCAACUUCGACUGUUCCAACAAGGUCGAGAUCGAGAUCGUCAUGCAGCUCGGCGUGUCUCCGGAACGAAUUGUUUUUGCCAAUCCCAUCAAGAGCGUAGAAGACCUCGACUACGCCAAGCGGAACAACGUCACUCUCAUGACGUUCGACUCCACUGACGAACUCGACAAAAUCAGGGACAAGAAUGCCAGGUUACUUCUUCGCAUCCAAGGCAACACCGUGGGCUGCGGAAUCACUAUGAACAAUAAAUUCGGCUGCAGCCUGGCCGACGCCAGCAAGGUGCUCAGAAAAGCUCGAUGCCGCAAUCUGAACAUCGCCGGCGUGUCGUUCCACAUCGGAGCCGCGUUUAAGCACCCGACCGUAUUUCAGCGAACCAUCGAGGACGCCAAAGCCGUGUUCGACGUUGGCCGCGAGUUAGGCUUCAAAAUGGACACGCUCGACAUUGGCGGCGGCUUCCCUGGAGGCGCACGAAAGCUGGAGUCUUUCGUCGAGCUGUGUUGCAUCAUCAGAGACGCCAUUGAUACUAACUUCCCACCAUCCAGUUGCGUAAACAUCAUCGCCGAACCGGGACAGUUCUUCGUUACGUCUGCAUACACUCUCAUCACCAAAGUUGUUGGCAUCAGAAAAAACGUUAUGACCAUCGAAGGGAAAUUCUGCGAGCACCGCGACGUAUUCAUCAAUGAAAGCAAAUGCAACACCAUCAACAGAGACCUAUCCGAGCUCAUGGACAUCCAUAUAAGCCCUCUGGAGCCUCCGGUCAACCGACCUCGGGACAUCCUGACGACAAUCUGGGGCGCCACGUGCCACCCCUGGGACAUGAUCGUGGACCGCUCGCACUUCUUUGCCGUCGCCGAUGGGGAGUGGCUUGUGUUUGAUAACAUGGGCGCCUACACGCUUGUAAGUGCAUCGGGUUUCAACGGCUUCGGCUUUCCGCGUGUCCACUACAUCGCCUCGGCUGCCUGCUUGCCGCUCGUGGAGUUCGCAGUCAUUGCGACGCGAGCGCGAAGUGGCUACGGGCACCUUGAACGAGUGCUCGAGCCGCGUCCGCUCGAAGUUUCCAGCUCGCCAUGCACAUACCCUGAGUACUCGUUCAACCCAAGAUGA